Carica papaya (papaya) is the source of this 920-nucleotide messenger RNA. The record is from RefSeq and is a predicted model, not a curated record. Lineage: Eukaryota; Viridiplantae; Streptophyta; Magnoliopsida; Brassicales; Caricaceae.
UCAUAGUUUUUGCAGCAUAUAUUGUUUUUGUUUUCUCAAUCUUCUCUUCUAUGAACUAGAAAUAAUCAUGGCCUUCAUUGCCUUCACUUUUGAUUGAAAAUGUGUGUCAGUGCACUGGAACCAAGCUCCCUUCACCGAGCUGUAUAUCCAGUACUAAUGUCAUAUUCCACACCUGAUAAACAAGCGUAUCCACGUCACUCGUUGAGUCGUGCAGCACUGAUAACAAGUGGCAGUCCAAUAUUUUUCCUUGAUGCCUUUACAACUCUAAUUGUGUUUUACUCUUCUACGGCGGAUCCAGCACUCCCUUUUCCUCCACCCCAUGAUUGUCUGUUGCGGACACUGAUCAACAAGCUGAAGCAGGAGAGAAGCAUCACUCCCAAACUCAUUUUUAUCCGGGGAGGGCAGGAAGAUGCCACAGUGUUUGAGAACUAUCUUAUUGAGGAACAGGACGUUGAUGGAAAUGGCUUCACCAGUGUCAUGGGUUUUGUUUCUUUCCUUGAAACAAUUAACCAAAGUGUUGCUGAAUACAUGAGAUAGAAGACAAAACCAGUACUCAGUUACAAAAAAUGGUUGGAGAAGAUAGGUUUUAGUUUUUGUUUAAGUAAGUAGAAAUAUAUAAUGAACUAGAUGGUUUAAAUGUGUCCAGCGGGAGAAGAUUGGUGAAGUUGAGCAGACAACUGUUGUUAAUGUCUGUCUGUGUAUUUGUUUUCAACCUGUAAGUUCCAUUGUAUUAAGUAGAGCAUAGAUCAGGAUUAGAGAUCAAAAUUUUUUCUUUUAAAGAGCACUGGAGACUUCAUGGGUUUCUUUCCUCUUUUAUUUUCUUUGGUGUUGGUUAGAAUGCCAAUGCAGGUGAUGGGAAUAUUACAAUACCAUUUACACUAAUGUAAGAUUCUUUUGAUGUUGUUCAUGUCUUUGCCAUC